Messenger RNA from Vigna angularis (adzuki bean), 2156 nucleotides. RefSeq lists its product as uncharacterized. NCBI's taxonomy places the organism in Eukaryota, Viridiplantae, Streptophyta, Magnoliopsida, Fabales, Fabaceae. The transcript has 7 exons. Bases 346 to 1275 code for a protein of 309 amino acids. The record is from RefSeq and is a predicted model, not a curated record.
ACAUUUUUUUCACUGACCUCGUCUCUCCCGCUCAAUCUCUGAAACUUUCCCUCUCAAUUUUUUCGCGGAAACUUUCAGUCAGCUCCCUCAAACUCUCGCACUGUCGCAGUCCUUCACUUCACUGAGCUCACUCUCGCAGUCGUUCACUCUCAGGUGACUCCCCAAACUUGGUCGUCCACUCCGUAAUGUCGUCUUCUCGCGCUGACUGACAGAGAAGAAGAACCUUCUUCUCGCGCUCACUCACUCUUCCUUCUUGUGGAGUUCGUUUCAUUGACUUGACGUUGGUGCAUUGUUAUUGAGGCGAGGGUGUUGCGUUUUGGGAAGAUUCAUAGUGGUAUUAAGACCAUGGAUCAAUUUCCAUCAAAUCGUGCAUGGAUGUAUGAUAGGAAUCAUAGAGGAAGAGGUGCUUUGAAGGUAUCUUUUGUAUUUGGAGUUGAAGAGUUUAUAACCAAAGCUUGUGAACAAGACCGUUAUCACAAUGAUGGGGGAGUUCGAUGUCCAUGUAUUAAGUGUGACUGUACAAAGAUUUUGGAGAAAAGAGUUGUGAAGGUUCACCUCUACAAACAUGGUUUCAAGCCUAAUUAUUUGAUUUGGACUGAUCAUGGUGAACAAAUGCCUGAAGGUGAUUUAGAUAAUGAUGGAACUUCAAUGGGUGUGGAGACGGAUGGUGAACGAAAUGACCAAUUUAUGUUGAUGCAAGACAUGGUGCAUGAUGUUGAUCGAUGCACAUCAUCCUCUGCCUGUGUUGCUUCUAAUCAAUCAACUCCCACCACAAAUGUUACACCAUCACCUCCUAUAAGUAUCCCAGGCACACAUUCAAGUUCAACAGUUAAUGAACUUGAUGUGGAAGAGGAUUCUAACCAUCGUCCUAUGAUUCGACCCAUUGGAGCAGGGUUUUAUCCAUCAAAAACUGCAUCAAAGGCCAUCACAGCCACCAUUAAGCAAAAGUUUGAUCAGCCAUGGCUAACAUGGGGAGCAAUCCCUAAGAGAGAGAGAGGUCUUUUCUUCCAGUGUUUUAAGUUGGAUCCUUUGAUGCUGAACCUAAAUAUUUCCCAUUACGUGAAAAUUGUACAAACCAGACUUCAUAUAAAGGUGUCAUGGAGGGUUGAGGAUGAGGAUAAAGUUCUAAAAAAUUUUCGCUCCAAAGCAUCUCAUAGACUAUUAGAAAUGUUUAGAGAAGCUCGAAAAGAAGGUAAAAAGCCUAAUUGGAUGGGAGAUAUAGUUUGGAAUGAUUUGUUGGAGAAGUGGAACAAGCCUACUUAUCGAAGAAAGUGAUAUAGCUAAGAAAAACCGUGGAUCUGAAAAAGGGGGAGUUUGUACACAGGAGGAUCUAUUAGUGUACAUGACCACGCUAUUCGUUUGUCGCAGGAGUUUGGUCGUUUGGUCCAUGUUGAUGAAAUCUUUCAACAAACACAUAUCCGUCAACAGGGGAUUUUGUAGAUGAGAGAUCUAGGCGGACAUAUGUUAAUUUCUAUCAACUCUAUUAUAUUUUACACAUUAAGUAUUUACUAUAUUAACGCAAACAUUUAAUAUUUCAACAGGAAGAAUUUCAAAUUAAACUUUCUCAAGUAGUAUCUAAGACUGCAUCUGUUGGUGUCUCACAAUGCAGUUCCCUAGACCCUGGUAAAGAGGAAAGACUAAAAAACAAAUGUUGGUUAGAGGCAGCAGGUGGAAAGCACAAGGGACGUGUAUAUGGGAUUGGGCAUGUUGAUUAUCAUAAUGAUUGUGUUGACCGUUAUUUACAACAAGCACAAGUAUCUUCAAGUGAGCAAGUAAAUGCAAAGGAGUUUUUAUUCAACUUCAAACGCAAUUAGCAUAUAUUGAGGAACGAAUUCGACAAAUCAAUUUCAAACCAGAUUUGACACCUUACGCGCAAUUAUCCCGUAUCUUCCGCCUUCUGCAGCAGCGAUUGCACAAAAUUUCUCAAACGUCGGAACAACAAAAUUAGUCGCAGGACAAUGAUCAAGUACAACCACAAUAGUAAGCACGAGAUGAAGAAAAUCUUUAUCAUGAUUGUUAGUAUAGAGAACCGUAAACACUAUGUUUGACUUCUUAUCAACCUUACACUUUAUUUAUGAGUAUUAGUCAUUUCUAUUUUAUAAUGUUUGGAUUUUAGGGAUUUUAAUGAAUAUUGUUUGAUUGUUCUAUGAAUAUUG